AUGGCCAACGCCGCUUCCUCUUCAGCAACGAUCCUGUCUACCAUGAAACAUGUUACGACAAACAAAUGGGACAAGGCAGAGGCUCGCUUGCAGGACAUCAAAAGCCAUGUAGGCGAAGCAGAGCGGAAACUGGCGUGCAAGCCAGACAUGCUCGAUGCCAAUCAGCAGCAUCUCGAAGCAGAUGUGGCCAACUUGCUCACUGCAGUACGAAAGGCCUAUGCUGGCGCGCCCAGCAUAGAUGUCAGCACCCGUGCUGGCAUCAGAGCCAAAGGUGGCCACACAAGGGCAUUUGCUGGUGCUUUCGAGGGUCUUCAAAAUCGCCUCAACACCAUCGAACGCAUGCUAUCCAAUGCCAAGUACUCAUCGGGGUUUUCUGCGUCGGCCGCCUUGUCAUGGCGCAAUGAGCUCCUCGCAUAUCUGCAUCAGUCCCAGCGCCGUAUGGAAUACACCAUACUGUUUGGGAAACUGACGAAUGAAUGGGCCGACUUUCGCUUUGGCGAGCUUUCGGAUACGAUUGCGUCGGCAAAACAGGUGGCAGGCCAGUCGGACGCCGCGUCGGAAGACGAGGGUGCCGUAUCUGUCGGUCGCAAAGAAAUGCACGAGCAGAGGCAAGUCUGGGAAAGCUUGGUCACGAACCUUCGGACUAGUGACAAGGAUCAGAUUGUUGAAUUUCUGGACGAGCUAUUCCACUCUGGCCCGCUUCACAAUAAGCCAAGCAGCUCUAUCGAGGAACUGGCAGACUUGCGCACGACACUGUUGCGGAAAAUGCGCAAAUCUGUCUUCAACAGCUCCAAAGGCGCGAUUCCUGUUACCGUGGCUACCGUCAAGGCUGCUAUCAAAGCCAUUCUCAGCGCUGACCAACUGACCAGUGAGAAGCGCCGCGCCAUGAUUGAUCUCGGCAACAGAGAAGACGUGCUCAGCGAGAUUGCCGACAUCUUGAAGAUUGAUUUGAAGCUGGCGGCAAUCGAGCGGUGGUCCUGGGGCGACAGCCCAAUCAAAGCGCAGAUGCGCAAGGCAAUCAAUGGCAAGUACCGUGUGUACAUGGACAUUGAACUGCUUGACUCCAUUUUGAUACAAUGCGUUGGGCAAGCCAUCUCGGUGACUAUAUCCAACGCGCUUGAAAAGGCUUGGAGUGAGGCUGUUGCUGGCGUCUGGAAGGCCAAGGAGGACGAAAAUCGCACCGCGGCAAUCGAAGCGCAAAUUCCCAACUUUACCAAUCAAACAGCAAACAACUCGACUAGAGAACUACGGAAUGGCAUAUACAAGAAGAUCUUCUUUUCUCCGCGACUGCCCACGAGCAUGACGGAUGAGAAUAGCGGAGUGGGACGCUAUGAUGGCGAUGGCUCAGAUAACGACGAAGAUCAAGUCCAGGCGAACCUGACAGAUCUUAUAGACGGUCCACCUAAUGUCGUCAAUCUGAAAACUGACAUUCUUCGUGUUUGUUCUGCUGAAAUGAGUGUUCAAAAAAUUGUUCAUGGACAGUUUUGCCUGCUGCAGAGCGACUUUGAGUGGUUUGGGCCUUCUCUUCCGCAUUCGACUCUCACCGCGAUAAUGGAGUAUUUCCACUUCCCCAAGGAGCUUGUGCAAUUCACCAAAGCAUUUCUCGAUAUGCACAUACAGUUUCAAGAAGACGGCAAGGAUGGAGCCGUGCUCACUCGAAAGACUGGCAUCCCGGUAUCUUUUCAGCUUACUGACGGCAUUUCAGAGUUGCUGCUGUUUGUACUGGACUUUGCAGUCAAUCAAAGGACAGGCGGAUCCCAUCUUUACCGUAACCACGACGAUUUGUGGUUCUGGGGCCAGCCGUCCCAGUGUGUGGCUGCAUGGGAAACGAUACGCGAAUUCACCCAAAUCAUGGGACUGCAGUUGAACAAGGACAAGACUGCUUUUGCCCACGCUAUUGACGAGUCCAACCCCCGAUAUAAGCCAGCAUCGAAAGAGGAACUGGCGCGCCUCCCUGAAGGAAAGGUGAAAUGGGGGUUUCUGCUGUUCGACGACAAGCAGUGGAAGUGGAUGUCCAACAAGGCUGCGAUUGAGGAUCACAUGGAUGAGUUGCGAUUCCAACUGCAGACACGCACGUCCGUCAUGUCGCACGUGCAAGCUUACAAUGCAUACAUGAAGAAUUUCCUGCCAAACAAUUUUGGCCCCGUGAUUGUGGGAUUGGGCGAUGACCACCCCGUCAUGGUGUUGGAAGCGCUGCAGCACGCGCAACGACACCUCUACCGCAGCGACGGCGUCGAAAGCUCAGCCGGAAACGUCGCGGACCACGUACGAAAAACAAUCAAGGAACGGUUUGAGGCUAAUUAUAGUGAGGACCAAGUCCCCGACUGCUUCUUGUACAUGGGCGUCGAGUACGGUGGCCUGGGCUUGGCGAACCCGGCACCUGCAUUUGCGCAGUUUAUCCAGCUGCCCAAAAACGACAUAAACGACGACCAGAAGCCUCUGCCCCCUAUGCAGGAAGCACUGAAGCGACUCAACACGGCCAUUUCAGAGAGCUACCGCAAGGAGAGCAAGCAGUUUAUCGCCAGACUCAACAGCAAGAGGCACAGGAACAGGAUAGGUUCUAAACGGACCGAGGGGGUGGAGGAGGAGGAGGACUCUGAGGAGCAAGAUGAUGGAAAUUUGCCGGAUCUCGCCAGAUCAGUCAAUGGGGUUCCGCAGUUUAUGUCGUUGAGCACCUACAUGGGCACAACGGAAGAGCAGAGCGCGGCCAUGAGAGACUUUUACGAGACGCUGCUGACGGAGCCGUGCGCGGAUUGGUCCGUAUCGAAUAGAACCUGGGCUGCCAAAAUGUUUGACGGCGAGCUGGAAGACUUGUUUGGUGGGUAUAUAGCCGAGGAAGAGUUUUUGUCGCUGGGAUUGUACCGCACGUUGGCUGAGGAAAAGGUGCGUUGGAGUGGGUGA
Beauveria bassiana ARSEF 2860 is the source of this 2901-nucleotide messenger RNA. RefSeq lists its product as uncharacterized. The record is from RefSeq and is a predicted model, not a curated record. The transcript has a single exon. Lineage: Eukaryota; Fungi; Ascomycota; Sordariomycetes; Hypocreales; Cordycipitaceae. The coding region runs from base 1 to 2901 and encodes 966 amino acids.